This is a messenger RNA of Colletotrichum lupini, 294 nucleotides long. RefSeq lists its product as uncharacterized. Bases 1 to 294 code for a protein of 97 amino acids. The transcript is spliced from 2 exons. The record is from RefSeq and is a predicted model, not a curated record. NCBI's taxonomy places the organism in Eukaryota, Fungi, Ascomycota, Sordariomycetes, Glomerellales, Glomerellaceae.
AUGUUCAUGACCAUGCACCUCUGGCCUAUCUACUCAUCGCAUCACGAGUGCAUGUUCCUGCAGCUCUUGCACGUCUCUGCCGCAGUGCUUAAUGCAAUUCGCCAUGGCUCCAAAACGGGGACGUGGGCGCAUGCCCGAACCACAAUCGGGUACCAGAGUUCAUCACCCGUGACGUGUCAGGACCCCUUCCCCGAGUGCCCCAAUCUCCUUUCCAUCCCCGCCCCAGGAAUAGUAAUCCCAUCUCCAAUCGGGUAUCGUUCGCGACUUGGCCUUCGUGAAGCACGGGGCAGCUAG